Molecule: messenger RNA, 777 nt
Organism: Danaus chrysippus (African queen)
Lineage: Eukaryota; Metazoa; Arthropoda; Insecta; Lepidoptera; Nymphalidae
Source: the annotation of a GenBank genome assembly
AUGACUACUUCCACUAAGCUCGAAAAGGCUUUGGAAAACUUACAAAGCAACCCCUAUUAUGAAAAGUACGCUGACAGGAUUGCUGCACUACAAAAAACCUCCCCAGAAGAGUUUCUCAAGAGGGUAGAGAGUCAACAUAAAAAUAAAGAACACGAAAAGAAAAAUAAAUUUGCUGGAGCAGUGGACACGCGGCAAUUUUCUUCUGUACUCAACCCUAAAGGAGAUCGUAGUGAAGGCGCCUGUGUUGAGGAUAAAAAAUUAAAUGAUAUCUUGAAGUUAGAGUUGGUACAAGACAAGACAGCUGUAGAAGUCCAAAAUAUCUGGGAGGAGUAUCAUAAAGAUAAAGAAGUGAUAUCAGCCACCAUCCCCAAGGAGUCCUAUGUAUCCAUUGCACAAAACAUGAAACAGUUCCCAACAUUCUUGUUCCCCCUCCCACGAGCACAAGGCUAUGAGUUUAUAAUGUGCCAAAGUUUUGGGAAUGCUGUUCAUUUCACCCCACUAUUAGCUUUUCAGGUACAUAAAGAAAAUGCCCCAGAGUGCUUGACUAUGGUUCAUUAUUUAGAACUCAAGGAAAAGGGAAUUGUAUUGAUGAGAGGGGAUUAUGAUAAGAAUGUCCUGGAUGGGAAGGAAGCCCAGUGUCUGGCGAACCAGUUCCAGAUGUAUUACAGCGGCAAAGAUCCCAACAAAGUUACACUCCUACAACUGUUCAACACAAGUCCAGACACAUUCAAGCACAUGGACUUGAUUGAAGAAUUGGAGAAUAUACAAUUAGUUUAA